This is a messenger RNA of Enterobius vermicularis (human pinworm), 810 nucleotides long. Lineage: Eukaryota; Metazoa; Nematoda; Chromadorea; Rhabditida; Oxyuridae. The record is from the annotation of a GenBank genome assembly.
AUGCCUCCAGAAUCAAGUUAUCGUAUUGUACAGCAUGACUCGCAACGUUGUUCGUUAGAGUUGAUUGAAGGACGAGCAGACUGGCCCCAUGGAGCGGAUGAACUGAAGAAUGUUGAUGUUUUUUACACUCGUACGAGAAGAAGAAAUAAAAUCGUGUGUAUGUACGUUAAGUCAUGCAGUGAUGCGUAUUUCACUCUUUUAUUCUCCCAUGGAAACGCCGUUGAUCUUGGUCAAAUGUGUAGUUUUUAUUAUUUAUUAGGUGUUCGAUUGGGUUGCAAUGUUUUCAGUUAUGACUACUCAGGUUAUGGAUGUUCUAGUGGGAAACCGUCAGAGAGGAAUUUAUAUGCCGAUAUUGCUGCAGCUCUUAAUGCACUAAAAACCAGAUACCUGAUACCUUUAGAUCAUAUCAUUCUUUACGGCCAGUCUAUAGGUACAGUAGCAAGUGUAGACUUAGCAAGCGUUGAGAGUUCUAUAGCAGCACUUGUUCUGCAUUCUCCGCUUAUGUCUGGUAUGCGUGUAGCUUGCCCUGGAACCCAGAGAACUUGGUGCUGUGAUGCCUUUCCCUCGAUUGAAAAAAUACCGCGUGUUAAAUGUCCGACUCUCGUGAUACAUGGCACAGAUGAUGAGGUUAUAGAUUUUUCUCAUGGUCUUACGAUUUAUGAGCGCUGCCCAUCUUCGGUAGAACCACUUUGGGUGGCUGGUGCUGGCCAUAACGAUGUUGAGCUUCAUGCAUCUUAUCUGAACCGUUUAAUAACAUUCAUAAAAACUGAAGCUGUCAGUAAUAAGGAUGGAUCUCGAUCUGAUCUUUAG